Messenger RNA from Oncorhynchus nerka (sockeye salmon), 1678 nucleotides. RefSeq names its product R3H domain and coiled-coil containing 1-like (gene r3hcc1l). The coding region runs from base 113 to 1189 and encodes 358 amino acids. The record is from RefSeq and is a predicted model, not a curated record. The transcript has 7 exons. NCBI's taxonomy places the organism in Eukaryota, Metazoa, Chordata, Actinopteri, Salmoniformes, Salmonidae.
GUAAUAUAAAUGCGACAGUAUGUUUUUUUCCCCUUCUAAUUCUAAACAUCCGGCGGUUUGCUGUUCGGUUGAUAUCUAGCCAAGUGAUAAGCUACAGAUUAAGGACAGUUGUAUGGUGAUGGAGGAGGAACAACCUCAAGAGGACUGCGCCCAACCCCAGCCCUCCGCAUCCUGCUCCAAGAAGCCAGACAAGCCCCUCUACCAGCCCAAGAAGAAGCAGGACGGCCCCAAAGAUAAGGCUCAAAUCCAGGGAGACGGCAAACCAAAGCCCAGGCCUCGCUACACGGACAAGGCCCGAAAGAAUGCCAAGAACAAGAAGGACAAAGGAGGGAAGACUGGAGGAGAGGGGAAUGGAGUCCUAAACGGUGAGGCCAAACUGGAGGAGACGGUAGAAGAAGGAGGAGGCGACGCAGGGCCACAGAAUGACGGACAGGCUGCUACAGCCAACCAGGGAGGAGAUGGAGAUGUGGGUUCGCGACUGGAGACGGGGAGCAAGAGUUCUCCGUCUGAGAGAGAAGGGGGACCCCGGGAGGGGAUAGAGGCAGGCCCUCAGGAAGAGGAGGAGGAGGAGAGCUGGGACGCUCUCUUUGAUGACGAAGGAGAGUGUUUGGAACCCCAUGUGCUAGAGGAGCUGGCCAUAAAGCAGGGCAGGAAGAAGCGGCCGGUGCAGGAGGCCAGGUUUGACUACUACAGCUUGGAUCAGGACAGAGAGGGGGAUGAUGACACUGAGCUCACGGAGGAUGAGCUGUCUAACAUCAUAGAAAUCUACGACUUCCCCACAGAGUUUAAGACUGAAGACCUGGUCAAAUCCUUCCAGGCCUACCAGCAGAGAGGCUUUGACAUCCAGUUUGUGGACGAUACACACGCCCUGGCUCUCUUCAACAGCCCCAUAGCAGCUCGGGAGGCUCUGAGGACCAAACACCCGCUGUUGAAGGUCAGGUCUCUGGCUAAAGCCUCCGUCACCACCAGGGCCAAGGCUCGCAGCUGCUCAGACUACCUGCUCCCUACUAAGGAGCGUCCCCAGACCAGUGCAGUGUUGGCCCGCAGGCUGGUGAUGGGGGCGCUGGGCGUCAAGAGUCCCCAGAGCAAAGAGCACCGUGAAGCAGAGAGAAAGAAACUGCAAGAUGCCAGAGAGCAGAAGCGUCUGGCAGCUAAACAGAGAGACGACGCCUGGGAAGGGAAAGCCUGACAGAGAGGAACCACUUCCUCCAUCCUCCACCGUAGGGACUAGACACACCUCCAUCCCAUCCUCCCUCCACCGUAGGGACUAGACACACCUCCAUCCCAUCCUCCCUCCACCGUAGGGACUAGACACACCUCUGUUCCAUCCUCCCUCCACCGUAGGGACUAGACACACCUCCGUCCCAUCCUCCCUCCACCGUAGGGACUAGACACACCUCCAUCCCAUCCUCCCUCCACCGUAGGGACUAGACACACCUCCAUCCCAUCCUCCCUCCACCGUAGGGACUAGACACACCUCCAUCCCAUCCUCCCUCCACUGUAGGGACUAGACACACCUCCGUUCCAUCCUCCCUCCACCGUAGGGACUAGACACACCUCCAUCCCAUCCUCCCUCCACUGUAGGGACUAGACACACCUCCAUCCCAUCCUCCCUCCACUGUAGGGACUAGACACACCUCCAUCCCAUCCUCCCUCCACCGUAGGGACUAGACACACC